Molecule: messenger RNA, 2109 nt
Organism: Pelmatolapia mariae (spotted tilapia)
Lineage: Eukaryota; Metazoa; Chordata; Actinopteri; Cichliformes; Cichlidae
Gene: pik3r6b
Product: phosphoinositide-3-kinase, regulatory subunit 6b
Exons: 19
Coding region: 1-2109 (702 amino acids)
Biological process (GO): G protein-coupled receptor signaling pathway; positive regulation of MAP kinase activity
Cellular component (GO): phosphatidylinositol 3-kinase complex, class IB
Molecular function (GO): 1-phosphatidylinositol-3-kinase regulator activity
Source: RefSeq, a predicted model, not a curated record
AUGGUCGAUCCCACAGCUAAAGAGGACCUCUCCUCCACUUUGGACUCCAGCUUGUAUGAUGAUGUCCAGGCUCUUUUCAAAGACAUGAAGAGCGAGAGUUGUUCCCACAAAGGAAUGCUGGUAUGGAACCUCCAAAGGAAGGUGGAAGUCAAUCCUUCCUGCAGCCUUUCAAUAAUCUCAAUUCUGGUCCAAAAGCUGGAGAAGACGUUAACAACAGUUUCCAAGCUCCAUGAGAAAAAAACCUACAUGUCUGUCAUCCCAGUGCUGCACACGCUCUACUAUGUAGUCAUUCAGUCAGGAGUCACAAUUCCUAAAGGUCUUUAUCACAAAGCGUAUGAGUGUUUGGGAAAACUGCUGAUACUGCCAUCGCCAUACUCUGCUGUGGCUCUGCACACUCUGAGGAGCAUCAAGAUGGAAAUGACUGCACCAGGAUCUCUGUACCUGAAGAGAGUCAUCGCAGAGCAAAAUAUCAAGAGUGAGCAUUUUGCUGCCAGGGAAAAAGUGUUUGUGCUGGCAGACCCAGCUGUGUUUUCUGUUUCACUGGAAGCUACGGUUAGAGCAUACUUGGAAGUGUCACGCCGGCUCACAAACACAAGGACUAUGGAGAAAAGUGUGCUUUUCCGUGUGCUGGAGACAGGGUUAGAGAUGACCUGCCAAAGCUCCAGACUAGCUCAAGCUCUUGAGGCUUUAGAGGACCAUGAUGUGAGGCAAUAUUUCCAGGAUGUGGUUGAAACUGUGAAGCAGAGUUUACAGCAUGGUCCCGGCAGUCGUGCAGAUUAUCUGAAGGGGCUGAAGCAGAUAUACAAACACAUCUUGGCUGCCUCUGAAAAAGAUGUAAUGAAUGAUGAACAAGGUCCUGUGUACAGCACUACAGUGCCCUUGCCAGAGAUGAACUUCCUCAUGUGGACAGAUGAAGAGAUGUUAUGGAAUCUGUUGACAGACUUUGCCCUACCUUCUGGCUCCAACUCCAUUAAGGAUGACAAAAAAAGGAUCUCAAGAGACAGCGGGAUAGUGAAGGACUUAAAGGACCCAGACGACACAGAGCAGCCGCCUUACACGGCUCAAAAGAUACUGCGGGAACGGAGAAAUGCCUUGAAGAGCUCAAGUUCUGCAGAAAAACUGAGUCUGAUGAAGGAGAAGAUGAAGGAAGAUGUUACCGGAAACUCGCCUCUACUCAAAGAGGAGCGAAGUCACACGGCUCGAGUGGUGGUACUGGGGGACGAUAGCACCCUGGGAAAGCUCACCAAGGCUUAUUACAUCAUACGCAAGAAAGAGGCCAAACGUAACAUGCUGACCAAGAAACUAGACCUGCAGCUGUACUACAUCCCAGUCUCUGACGCAGAGGCUUCACCGAGUUCACCUAGCAGGUUGUCUUUGGCGUCCUGUUUGGAGAGAGUGGAUCCAUGGUACAGUGUCAACGUUGGCAGUCUGGGAGCUGCCAUCCCGACGCUACCUGAGCUGCUGAGCCUUUACCUGUUGGACAGCCUGUGUUACUACCUUCGCUGUGGGACACAGCCAGUUAACCUCCCGGUCUAUUCAGUUAAGAUGACCCGCUCCAACUCUGAUCUGGCCUCAGUGGAGGAGCUGUUUGUGUCCCACCUGGAGGCCGACAUCCCAGAUUUCAGACACCUUAAAGACCGGCAGCUGAGGGAACCCUCUGCACGACAAAAGAAGUCAUCAAUGGAACUCUUUGGGGUGGUUCUGUCGGUCAACUACACAAAGGCCACUUUAAGCAAACGAGACGUUAAAGGAGAAGCAUCUAUGACCUGGCGUGUGGUGAUUACCUCAGAGCCGGCAGCUUCAGCAUCAGGGGAGAGUUACCUGACUGCAAGUUUUGACUCUCUGAACCCCGCAUACAACACAAAAAUCGAAACUCAAAACAUCAGCAUCAGGACAAUGGAGCAACGAACACUCUGCGUGUGUCUGGACAAAGACCCUCGCAGGAUAUACACCGAUGUCCAAAAAAUAGAAAUCUCUCCAUGCUUGGACCCGGGUUGCACCAUUCAGUGUAGGUACAGCAUCGGCAGCGAGCAAGAGUUGCCACUCAGCAAGUAUCUGGACAAAGUCAUGUCACUACCAAUCAACAGCUUCUCUGGUGUCAGCAUGUGA